This is a messenger RNA of Closterium sp. Yama58-4, 807 nucleotides long. The record is from the annotation of a GenBank genome assembly. Lineage: Eukaryota; Viridiplantae; Streptophyta; Zygnematophyceae; Desmidiales; Closteriaceae.
AUGGGUUGUGUUCGUACCAUGAAGCUUCGAAGACCUUACACCUCUGAACCGUACACGACUCCUCCAUCGCCACAACGGGCCUCCCGCCAACCAUCUCAAGCCACUUCCACCGAGCCUGAUACGUUCGGCAUUGAAUGGGAGGUUCUCGAUAGCGUCGCUCCAGCGUUCUCCAGUCCUGUGUGGAUUGUGACGGGAACCGUCGACGCUUACGUCUUCUGCGUGGAGCAAAGAGGCUUCCCUCUUCAGCGCGUGCAAGUUCUGGUGGACAGAAGCGAAUGCCAAGAGUUUGAGGGAAACAGCGGUAGUAAAGAAAAUCUCGAUUGCCGCACAGCAUCAGGCGACCCGAGCAGCGGCUCAUCGCAGCGGUCGUCAAACAAUCGCCUGAAUUUCAGCAACAUGGCUUCCAAUAACAAUGACGCCGCGUCGCCGAUGCUUACAAUCCUGUGUGACUUCCCUGCGACGUCGCAUGCUUCUUCUGAGGGGAACGCCUUUCAUCAAACGACCGGCAGGCGGUUCAAACUGCCGCCUGACGCAGUCGCAGAGGAUACGACGGCCAUGCAGACUGCGACAGGAUCGUUGGUGGUCGCCGUCCCUCGCUCUCCGUCAAUAAACAACGGCUCGUCAUCCAAUAUAGCUCCUUUUGAUUCUCCUUCUGGAAAUUCCUUUCGGCCUAGAUAUGGCCAGUGGACCGUACACGUGGCAUCAGCAGCGUCAUCAGCGCCAGCGUCUUCAGAAAUGCCGUACGAGCAACCUGCUGGCUCAUUUCAGCAUUUCAAUCUGGAGUUGCUUCAAGCACUGAGGGUCUGA